Eptesicus fuscus (big brown bat) is the source of this 8360-nucleotide messenger RNA. RefSeq names its product junction mediating and regulatory protein, p53 cofactor (gene JMY). The coding region runs from base 308 to 3277 and encodes 989 amino acids. Gene Ontology annotation, biological process: 'de novo' actin filament nucleation; positive regulation of apoptotic process; Arp2/3 complex-mediated actin nucleation. NCBI's taxonomy places the organism in Eukaryota, Metazoa, Chordata, Mammalia, Chiroptera, Vespertilionidae. Gene Ontology annotation, molecular function: transcription coactivator activity; actin binding; Arp2/3 complex binding. The transcript is spliced from 11 exons. The record is from RefSeq and is a predicted model, not a curated record. Gene Ontology annotation, cellular component: cytoplasm; nucleus.
GUGGGCGGGCGCGGGGCGCUGCCACGGUGCGCGGCUUGUAAACAGAUCCGGCUGCACGUGACCAUGUGAACUACCUGCUCCAGGGACGCGCAUUGUCUGUGUAUUUCCCGCGAGCCGGUCCACAAAGGAGCGCGGCGGGUCCGAGUGCGGGGAGGACGGGCGACCAAGCGAGGAGAGCCGGCUGGGACGCUAAGAUGGCUGAAGGCGCCCGGCGAGGGUGAGCGGGGGGCGCGGCGCAGCCAGCCGGUGAGUUCUCGGGCGGGCAGGACCAGCGUCGCCUCCCCCGCGGCCUGGCGCCGGAGCCACCAUGUCGUUCGCGCUGGAGGAGACGCUCGAAUCGGACUGGGUGGCCGUGCGGCCCCAUGUGUUCGACGAGCGCGAGAAGCACAAGUUCGUCUUCAUUGUGGCCUGGAACGAGAUCGAGGGCAAGUUUGCCAUAACCUGCCACAACCGGACGGCCCAGAGGCAGAGGAGCGGCUCCCGGGAGCAGGCGGGGACGCGAGGGGGCGCCGAGUCCUGUGCUGCCGCGUCCGACGGGACUCGCGGGCCGGGCAGCCCAGCGGGCAAGGGGCGGCCGGAGGCCACGGCUGCUGCGACUCCCGGGAGGAGUCCGGGGCCCCGGAGGAGCCCGGCCUCGGCGGAGAGCGGCUCCCCGCGGAGUACGCGCUACCUUCGGGGGGAUUCGCUGCUGCGGAGUUCAGCCGGCAAAGGGGCGGAGAGCCCUCUCCGGAGCCCCGUGCGGGCCAAGUCCGCCCCGGCCCGGAAGGGAUCUGAAGGCAGAGAUGUGGCGGGGGCCGCCUCUGCGGCAGUCCCACCGGCGCCCAAGGAGGUCCCCGCGUCCUCGGUGCGGGUAGUGAGCGCCUGCGGGGCGGUCUCCGAGGAGAUCGAGGUGCUGGAAAUGGUGAGGGACGACGAAGCGGCCCCGGCGUCCCCGGCGCGCUCCGACCCGGAGCCACCCGCCACUGAACUGGAGUCCGCGGCCGAGGAGUGCAGUUGGGCCGGGCUCUUCUCCUUCCAGGAUCUGCGCGCGGUGCACCAGCAGCUGUGCUCCGUGAACUCGCAGCUGGAGCCGUGCCUGCCCGUCUUCCCCGAGGAGCCCUCGGGGAUGUGGACCGUGCUGUUUGGGGGCGCCCCGGAGAUGACCGAGCAGGAGAUCGACACCCUGUGUUACCAGCUCCAGGUCUACCUGGGCCAUGGCCUGGACACCUGCGGUUGGAAGAUCCUCUCCCAGGUACUGUUUACUGAGACCGACGACCCUGAGGAGUAUUACGAAAGCCUUAGCGAGCUGCGGCAGAAGGGCUACGAAGAAGUGCUGCAGCGGGCCCGGAAGCGCAUCCAGGAGCUCUUGGAUAAGCACAAGAAUACAGAGAGCAUGGUGGAGCUUCUGGACUUGUAUCAGAUGGAGGAUGAAGCCUACAGCAGCCUUGCAGAAGCCACAACGGAACUCUAUCAGUAUUUACUACAGCCAUUCCGAGACAUGAGAGAACUUGCCAUGCUACGAAGACAGCAGAUCAAGAUUUCCAUGGAGAAUGAUUAUCUGGGUCCUCGAAGAAUUGAAAGUUUACAAAAAGAAGAUGCUGAUUGGCAGCGGAAAGCUCACAUGGCUGUGCUCUCUAUUCAAGAUCUUACUGUCAAAUAUUUUGAAAUAACAGCUAAAGCUCAAAAAGCUGUGUACGAUCGAAUGCGAGCAGAUCAGAAGAAAUUUGGUAAAGCAUCUUGGGCAGCAGCCGCUGAACGUAUGGAGAAACUCCAGUAUGCAGUUUCUAAGGAGACGCUGCAGAUGAUGCGAGCUAAAGAGAUCUGUUUGGAACAGAGGAAACAUGCACUAAAAGAAGAGAUGCAGAGUUUGCAGGGUGGUACAGAAGCCAUAGCCCGAUUGGAUCAGUUAGAAGCUGAUUAUUAUGAUCUGCAACUUCAGUUGUAUGAAGUACAGUUUGAAAUCUUGAAGUGUGAAGAGUUAUUGUUGACAGCACAACUAGAAAGCAUCAAAAGACUUAUAUCGGAAAAGAGAGAUGAAGUGGUGUACUAUGACACUUAUGAAAGCAUGGAGGCCAUGCUGGAGAAGGAAGAGAUGGCAGCGUCGGUGCAUUUACAGAGAGAAGAGCUGCAUAAACUUCAGCAGAAAGCACGCCAGCUGGAAGCAAGACGUGGACGGGUUUCAGCCAAGAAAGCCUACCUCAGAAAUAAAAAGGAAAUUUGUAUUGCAAAACACAACGAAAAAUUCCAUCAGCACCUUCAGAGUGAAGAGAACUACAGAACCCAUCAUACAGUACAACUAAAGAGAGAGAAAUUACAUGAUGAAGAAGAAAGAAAAAGUGCUUGGGUUAGUCAAGAAAGACAGAGAACGCUGGAUAGACUUCGAACUUUUAAACAGAGGUACCCUGGCCAAGUUAUAUUUAAAUCAAGCAGAUUGCGACUGGCUCAUGCAAGAAGUGCCGCCAGUCCUGUGCCCUGCGAGGACCAAUGCAACUCUGUGCCAGGAGCACUGCAGACAGAAGAGAAAAGUGAAGAGGUGCAGAACGGAAGAGGCAAGCUUGGGUCAUCACAGACAGCAGAAGCCCAAAGCCUCAUACAACUUGAAGAUACUUCAUUAGUACAACUUGAAGCCACUUCAUUACCUCUCAGUGGUGUUACCUCGGAACUGUGCCCCACUGUUUCUCUUUCACUUUUGAAUAAUAUUGACCUUGAACCAGGUUCUGUUACCACAGAUCCACUCCCGCCACCUCUUCCUCCAACACCACCUCCUCCACCACCUCCUCCUCCCCCGCCUCCACCGCCACCACCUCUGCCUGUUGCUAAGGACAACAUCCCAGAGAUUCUGGAGAAAGGUCUGCCUAGAGUGGAGGGGAACGAGAAGAGGAUCCCUAAAUCUGCGAGUGCCCCUUCAGCACAUCUCUUUGAUAGCAGCCAGCUGGUCAGUGCCAGGAAGAAGCUCAAAAAGACUGCUGAAGGUUUGCAGAGAAGGAGAGUGAGCUCACCCAUGGAUGAGGUGUUAGCUUCCUUGAAACGUGGUAGUUUUCAUCUGAAAAAGGUUGAACAACGAACUCUGCCUCCUUUUCCUGAUGAAGAUGAUAGUAAUAAUAUCUUGGCACAAAUAAGGAAGGGGGUAAAAUUGAAGAAAGUACAGAAGGAAGUUUUGAGAGAAUCCUUCACACUUCUGCCUGACACAGACCCUCUCACACGGAGCAUCCAUGAAGCUCUUAGGAGAAUCAAAGAAGCAUCCCCUGAGUCGGAGGAUGAAGAGGAGGCCUUGCCUUGCACAGACUGGGAAAACUAACAAGUGACUCACGAAAAAGAAAAAAAUACCUGCGGUUGAAGACCGAUUCAUAUUCUUUUGAAAAACAAAUUUUAAGCACUUGGUUCCAGAAUUGGAUUCCAUUAGAUCCAAAGUGUAUUGGCUCAGUGGUGUGAAAAAAGGAAGCACAAUUGGCAAGUUAUUACUUUUCAGUCAUUCCAAUAGAUGGUGGUUAACAUGAGUUUUAGGUGUGCAAUGUUUCCGACUACAGUGAAGAAAAGGCCUUCAGAGAGAUGCCCAUUUUUUUACCAUCUUCCCCUCCUGUCCACCACUUACACCCUUACAGUGGCCAGUAGAGCUAGGGGUUGCUGUGAGUUGGAAGAGCACUGGGUGGACAGGCGUCUACUGUAAGCUGUAUUGGGACUGCUUUGAAAUCCAUUUUUCAGGGCACUGAAUAGUCAUCUGCUUGAAAAUUACAGAGCUGCUUCCAUAUCAGCUUAUAUAAAUAGUGUGACACUCUGAAAAAGAAGUUUAUCCUGAUAGCCAUUGGACAGGAAUUGAAAGAAAAUCAGAUGAUGAAAAUUUUCACAUUACUUAUCUCCAAAGGAAUUUUCAUAAAGAUGUUCAACAAUAUCUGGAAAGAUACAAAACUAUGGAGAUACAUCUAGUUAUGUGUUUACCACAAUAUGAUACAUUUAACAUGGCAUAUUUUUAGAAGACCACACACUCUUACACUUUGUAAGUUUUUGAAGUAAAAAUUUCCAUGCUUUUAAAUAGCUCUUCAUAAUUGUGAAUUUAUAAUAGUUUGAAUAUUAUGUGCAGCUUUGUUUAUGAGAAGCAAUACUUUGUAAUUUGAUAAUUCAAAUUAUUUUUGGUCUUUUUGUUUGAACUAUUGCUUGAUUACUGUAAUUCAACAUGACUUUCCUAUUAAGAAUCAAAAAUCAGGAUUCUAUAAUAGGAAUGCAGAUUCCUAUUUAUCAUGUCUUUUUAUCAUGUACCAUUUAAGUUUUUAUUUUUAUGCUCCACAGUGAAAAAAAAGUGCUCUACAGAUAUGCAGAAGAAAUUAGACAAGCAGAAAAGCCUCCUUAGCUGGCAUUUCACUAUCCUCACAUGCUUUGAGUGGAGUUUUUGGAUAGAGCCUUUGUUAUUGUCACUAAAUUAAACAUGUAUGUAGCUCUAGGUGCCUGUUUUGCUAUAAUGGAGUCCUAAAGGGUGCGUUUAUAUGAAUGGAGCCAUUAUGUGUUCUCAGCUGGACUGCUAUGGGCUUAAAUGAAGAUAGAUAUGUUGGACUCAGUACAGUACUCGGUAAAGUAAUUCUGUAUAAGACAGAUCUUGGCCUUUAUCUGAAGGGAGGACCAAAGUACCAAAAAAGACUUUUAUUUCUUAUGAGGCAAUUAUCUGACCUAGACUCAGAAAGCAGUCCCAGUGUAAAAGCCCUCCAAUGAAUCAAUAUUCCGGAGAAGAAGAAAAUGCUCACACCUUUGUCACAUUAAAGUGUUAUUUCCUUGAGAAUAAUUCAUUCAUUGACAUUUAGAAAAAUACAGGAGGAUGCAAUGUUAAAUUAACAGCAAAAGCACUAGAACUCUCAUAUGUCUAGAGGGAAUUGCUACCCAUUAGGUGUUACAGCUGCAAUUCCAAGGGUCCUGUGAUCUCCAUGAAGAUUAUCUCACACUUGAAGAUGAGUAGGUUAGAGCAGCCAGCUGUGCUCAUUCUCUGGUAAAUAACUUUCUCUAACACACUCACUUCCCUUGGAGAUUCAGAUUUCUGCUUCCAUAAAAUUGCAUGUUACUGCAGGUCAUCAACCUUUAAGAGUUCUCACAAAUAAUAUUAAAAUUUAAAAUAACUACGACCGGCUUGUCUAUCAAGAUGAGUUGACCAGUUGAAUCCUCGUUUUAAUUUUAAAGCAGUUUUAGACCCCAACAGGAAUAACGUUGACAUGGUUAAAUUCUUUUUUUUCUUGCCCCAGUAAGAUGAGCACCUUGGGCCUUAGUAUUUCAUUUGUAUAUAUUUUAGUUAUGAUGGUACUUAUAGAUCACAUUUCCACUUCCAAACUUGCCUGUACUAUUUAUAUAGUUUAAAAUAUUUGACAGCUAUAUUUCUGUUAAUGUAUCAUUUCGAUAUAUAAGAAUCUGCAAACAACUGCUUGCUUAUGCUGAAUCAGUUUAGAAGUUAAUUUACUAAUCUAAUCUCAACUACUAUAUAUUUAAAAUAGGGAAACAAGUAGGAGGUGAUCUGGGGGAUGUUUUGAGAACAGUAUUACUUACCGCUCACCUAAAUGUCAAUGUUAACUAUUUCUUCUACUAAUGCAACUAAAAUUAUGUAUAUAUAACCAGUGUGGAAUGUAUAGAAAAGGUAUUCCUAAUGAUUUAAAAUCCCAAUGGUACUAUAUUGUAGCAAUAUGAAAAAAUGUCUGGCUAAAAAAGAUUUUUAAAAGAUAAGCAACUGUCUUGCUUACUUGAUGAAUAUUUUAUAGGCUUAUUGAGUUUGUGAGCAGCAUAAAAGCAAUCAUUCCUUAAUUCUUCAUUGUGAAACUUAAACAUUUCUAUAAAAUGCAUUUUUAAAUAGACUUUUAGACACGACUAUGACACUUGAACAGGUGUAGUAUUUCCAUAGUGGGACUGUGGGGCUUUUCUUAUAUGAAACCGUAGAAAAAUUUCAGCACUUUUAUGUUACUAGAGGCCCAGUGCACGAGCCCGCUCCCCAUGGGGAGCAGGCCUAAGCAGGCAGUUAGACAUCCUUAGCACUGCCAUGGAGGCGGGAGAGGCUCCCACCACCGCCACUGUGCUCGCCAGCCGUGAGCCCGGCUUCUGGGUUUCUGGCUGAACUAACGCUCCCCCUGGUGGUCAGUGCGCAUCAUAGCGACCGGUCGUUCCGCUGUACGGUCGAUUUGCAUAUUACCCUUUUAUUUUAUAGGAUGGGGGGGGCCUUGGUUUUUACAAAGCUGAACUAUGUAGCAAUAUUUGGUAACAUGGCGUGACCACUUUUGUAAAGCAUACUUUGGCCAUAGCAGACACUAAGAAUUGAAAUUCUUUUAUUAGUGGAACAAAAAUAAAUGGGGAGCAUUCUCUCUGGGAUGGGACCAGUAUACAAUUAACACAAUUUAACUUUAUACAUUCCCUGAGACUCCAUUUUUAAUUACAUUCACUGAGUAUGGAAUGCUUUUAGCCUAAGAAAAGUUUUUUCUUUCACUAAAUACAAGGUGUGUUUUUUUUAAUCUUUAUAAUUUCAUUAUUAUGCACUUAACAUCAGAUACCAACCUGUAAAGUACUAAUGGGUCCUUAAAGGCCUUAUCAGGGAGUUGAAAUUUCAUAUACUUUACCGUGUUAUUUGUAAAAAAAAUUUUUGAACAGAUGUAAAACAUUUAAAAACUGUGGCAGACUCGUUGUUAAUGUGCAACCAUUAGAUAGUGAAAGCAGAAACCUUAAGUUUUGCCUAAUUCUUGCACUGAAUUUAAAUAAUAUAAAGUUAAAUGUGCAUUUUAAAUAGAUUUUAUUCCCCGUUUACUGCUUAACAUAGAAGAACUAUGCUUAAUGUAGAGGAUUGACCAGCAGGACUUGUUUCCGAUGGCAGAGAGGGAGGGAAGUAGAAGCACCUUACUGUGGGAGCAUGCUGCAUUUAUUUAGGCUACUGAACAAUUCAGUAGUUGUGUCUGAACUUUGCUGCAGAGUGCUCUUUAGUUAAAGCACAUUUAAAAAAUCUCUGCUCAAUUGCUUUGUAAAAUGAAGCAAUGGCAUUUUUUAUCCUAUAAUUAUAGGCUAAUUUAAAAGUUUUCCUACAAAAAAUGAGUUUAUAUUGCUGCCUAAACUAUCAUGUAUGUAAAAAGAGGCUUUUUAAAGGUAAGGGAGUCUGGAUUGUGUGUGUUAAAUGUUUGUCCACUGAAUUAUAUCGAAGACAUAUUCAUUUGGAAAUGUUCUCUUUUGCCCAUGGUAAAUGUAUAGCUUGGCAUUUGAGAAAUUUUAAUUGAAUUCCAAAUUUAUAAACGUUUCUCCCCUUCUCCAUGCAUUUAUUAGGACACUGUAAGGUGAAUGUACAGAAAAUACCUCUGAGAUUGACAUAUUAAAUACUUUAUCAAUGUUAUUUCACACUGAAUCUCAAACAUUGGUUUUGAGGGUUAGGGGAAAGUUUUUGUGUGUUUUUUAAAGUCAGGUAUAAUUAAGAUUGGCUUAUUUUGGGGAGUUAAGGAAGGACCAUGGAAAAUGAUAUUUAGACAUGUACAAAAGGUACAGGUAUUGGUUAUAGAGUUCAGUUUUAACAAGGGAAGUUUUGGUGUUUUGUUUUUUUCUUGCAUGUUCUGUGGUCAACUAUUCAAAGAGUAUAUAACAAGUUAUUCUAGCUUUUCCCAAUACUAAUUAAAUUGGUUUUAAGAAGUCUCCAUAAUCACAGAUGGCAUUUUCCCUUCAUCUGUUAACCAAAAGGAGUAGCCAAUAUAACCCAUAUAGUGACUUCUGACUUCUUCAACUUGGACAGAAUCCUCACUGUGUCACUGAAUUUCUCAUUGUACUGUAUGUAUUGCCAAGGUUGAAACCAUAAUAUGUAGUUUAUGAAAAAUUGAAGGCCACAGAUCAUUUUGCAUGAGUAAAGCCCAUUAGGGCUAAUGAAACUGACAUGUUUUUUAGCCUUUCCGGUCAAAUGAAAAUUUUAAUAGCAAACUGAUUCACCAUUUACUAGCUUUGUGCAAUAUUGUAAUGGUAGAAGCAAAACACUAGCACAUUGUGCUUAGCUUUUAAGGAUGGUUUUAACACCCUCACAUUACAUGGGCAGUGUGCACAGUGUAUUGUAAAUGCCAACUCUUGCAAAUUUACAAUACUUAAGUAUGCUAAAUUAACAUCCUAAAGUAUUAAAAGUACAAAGAAAAAACUUAAGCAGGCAUUUAUAGCAAUACUCUGAAAUCUCCAAUAAUUGUUUUGACUGUUGCCUUUUGCUCUUUAGUGCAACUUUUCUGCAUUGUAAUUAUUGUAUUGCUUUGUAUUUCAUGUUUUUUACACUCAUGACUUCAGAGUUAAGUACUUGUACACCAAGUAUUGCAAUCACCUUUCUCUUCUUGUACAUGCAAUGUAACAACAUACAGUUUUGGUGCUUAACAAUAUUCCAUUUUUUCUUUAAUAAAAUAUAUUUAUUGCAUUUA